AUGGCGUCCUCGUCCAGUUCCUCUCGACGGGGCAGGCCCCGCGAUGACUCCUGUGGUCAGUUCGUAAUCGGUGCCGAGAUCGGAAAGGGCAGUUUUGCCAAUGUGUAUAUGGGCAAAGACAAGCCAUCGCCUGGUCAGGUUUCUGGUGCUGCGGUUGCGAUCAAGUCUGUUGACCUCGGGCGCCUGAACAAAAAGCUCAAGGAGAACCUCUAUGGAGAGAUCCAGAUCCUCAAAGAGCUCCGGCAUCCUCACAUUGUUGCCCUGCAUGACUGCCUGGAGUCUCCCACCCAUAUCAACCUCAUCAUGGAAUAUUGCGAGCUUGGUGAUCUGUCGCUUUUCAUCAAGAAGAGGGAAAAGCUGGUCACCAACCCUGCCACGCAUGAGAUGGCCCGAAAAUACCCCAACGUGCCAAAUUCUGGCCUGAACGAGGUUGUCAUCCGGCACUUUCUCAAGCAGUUGGCCAGUGCUUUGCAGUUCCUCAGAGAGAAGAACUUCGUCCACCGGGAUGUCAAGCCCCAGAAUCUUCUUCUUCUCCCCUCCCCGCAAUACAGGGAAUCUCACAAAUCAGCUCGCCCCAUCCUGACUGCGAGCCGCGACUCGUUGAUACCUGUCGCUGGCCUCCAGUCAUUACCCAUGCUCAAACUUGCCGACUUUGGAUUCGCACGCGUGUUACCAUCAACGUCGCUUGCGGACACCCUCUGCGGCUCACCCCUGUACAUGGCACCCGAAAUACUACGUUAUGAGCGCUAUGAUGCCAAGGCAGACCUGUGGUCUGUCGGCACCGUGCUUUAUGAGAUGGUCACAGGCCGGCCACCGUUCCGUGCAAGCAAUCACGUUGAGCUGUUGCGGAAAAUUGAAGCGGCAAACGACACAAUCAAGUUUCCCAGAGAGACUGCCAUUACUGCGGAAAUGAAGGCACUAAUCAGGCAAUUGCUCAAGCGGAAUCCCGUCGAACGCUUGAGCUUCGAGAACCUCUUUGCUCAUCCCGUCGUCACAGGCCCGAUCCCCGGAUUGGUAGAAGACGAUCUACCAGAACCGCAACCGCAACCGCAACCGCAACCGCAACCAGAAACAAUGCCCAGUCUGCCAUCUAGUCGGCGCAGUUCUCGCGACUUGCGGGCUGGUACCCGAUCAGACGAGCCUUCAUAUCUUCCUCGCAGGCAGUCUUCGCGGCGUUACGCCUCCGAGAAUGACCCCGCCCGAGAAGUAUCGGGCUCGUCACCCCACGACAGGACAUCGAGAACGGCGUCUAGCGAGGCUCCUCAAGGUGGAGAUGCACUUGCUCGACUGAGCUACUCACCCAGGCAAGAAGCUGCAGCAGAAGGGCUGGGUAUCCGGCGACCGCCUGCGCAAUCAUCAACAUCCGCCCCGAAUCGUCCGGCACUCUACGACGAGCGGAAGUCGCGGGUGUCAAACAUCGCCAAACGCUCAGUUCCAGAGAACCCCUCGCCGCCUUCGUCCCUAGUGAACGAGUCGGCUAGUCGUCGAAGCAAAGGUCAGCAGGGUACAGCAGCAUCAGACGAGCAAGAAAAGGCAGCCCAGGAGGUUGCCUUCGAGCGUGAUUACGUGGUGGUCGAAAAGAAGCAUGUAGAGGUGAACGCAUUUGCGGACGAGAUGGCGGCAAACCCUCGGCUCGGUGGUCAAAACACAUCCCUCUCACCCAAAUCUGGCCAGAUGGUUCGUCGUGCAACUCAGCAAGGUAACCCUACGUCUGUGACCGGCGCAGUUCCCGCUGCCCCUUCACGCGCAAUGCAGAUCGCCCAAGGCUCGUCCAGACAAUCUCAUGAGCACAAGCCGUCUCUAUCUGCCAGUCCAGGUUCCACCGCUUCAUUCAUCACCAAAGCCAUCCACGAUGCGAGCCUCCGCCUCCUUGGUGUCAAAUAUCCAGCAUCCUUGAUCGGUAAAGGACCUUCACCUCCUCAGCUGUACAGCCCCUUCCCAGCUUAUCCGACCCCGGCAUCCCCAGCUGGACUCAUUGGGGAUGGCAAACAAGGAACCCCCAUCGACGAGGAUGCCCGUGUGACACAGUGCAUCGAAGACUAUGCCACGCGUAGCGAUGUGGUGUAUGGCUUCGCGGAGGUGAAAUACAAGCAACUUGUACCUUUGGCACCCUCGAUGGACUAUGGUCUGGGGGGCGUUCCUGCAGAGAAAGCCUCGUCCGAUGAGGAGGAUGUUUUGACUGUGGAAGCUAUUGUCUCGCUGUCGGAAGAGGCACUAGUACUUUACGUUAAGGCUCUGUCACUGCUGGCCAAGUCUAUGGACAUUGCUAGCAUGUGGUGGUCCCGCAAAACUCGUGGGGACACGAGCAACAUCGCCCAUGCCUCCACAAGGGAUUCGACAAACACGCAGAACUUGGUCCUGAGGAUCAAUUCAGCUGUCCAGUGGAUUCGGUCCCGUUUCAACGAAGUGUUGGAGAAGGCCGAGGUCGUUCGGUUGAAGCUGGUCGAGGCGCAGAAACGUCUCCCACAAGACCAUCCGAGCCAUCCUAGUAACCACUUCACCGAGCAGAGCGGCAGUAUCGGCAACUCGGGGGCCGAUGGCGUCCAUCUCACUCCUGGCAUCAGCGCCGAGAAGCUCAUGUACGAUCGAGCUCUCGAGAUGAGCCGUGCUGCGGCUAUCAACGAAAUUGCCAAUGAUGAUUUGCCCGGAUGUGAGAUAUCAUAUGUUACCGCCAUCCGAAUGCUCGAGGCAGUUCUCGACAAUGAUGAUGACGUGCCCAGGAGACGAGUGUCUGGGGCCAAGGAGGAGAAGGCACAGGCCAGGGACGAGAGUCCUAGUGAGAUCAAUGUCGACGAUCAACAGGCUGUGCAAAAAGUCAUCCAAAUGAUUACUUCCCGCUUGGGCAUGCGCCCGAAUCUCAUCGAGCUCCCCGGCCUGCUCCGCCGGCACCAGGCCCCGCAGGCGCUCCACGUCGGCGUCGAACGCCCGCCUCUCCUCCGCCGUCAGGGGCCUCCUCCUCUCGGCCGCCAGCGCCGCCGCCACGCCCGCCGGCUCCCGCUCCCAGCCGCGGCCGGCGUCCCCGCGCCGCCGCGCGUUGGCGUGGCCGACGAGGUUGCCCCUGCGCACGACGACGACGGCGUCGACGGCGCCCGAGGCGUCGACGAAGGCGGCCGCGCUCUCGAGCCCGCGGUAGCUCAGCUCGUGGAUGCGCCGGGGCGUGAGCCGCGGCGGCAGGCCCCGCGAGCCGGCCUCGGGCAGGCGGCCGUAGUAGCGCGCCAGGAUGCCGAGGCGGCUCAAGCCUUCGGGCACGGCCAGCAGCGCGACGAGCACGGCGUACCCGCGCGCGCGGAAGAGCGUCGCGAUGGCGCUGAAGUCCUCGGGCGCGCGGCAGGCCGACUCGACGAGCGCGUCGAGGCCGAGGUCCGCCGCCGCGGCGCAGGCGCGGGUC
Thyridium curvatum is the source of this 3388-nucleotide messenger RNA. RefSeq lists its product as uncharacterized. Gene Ontology annotation, biological process: autophagosome organization; autophagy; peptidyl-serine phosphorylation. The record is from RefSeq and is a predicted model, not a curated record. Lineage: Eukaryota; Fungi; Ascomycota; Sordariomycetes; Thyridiales; Thyridiaceae. Gene Ontology annotation, molecular function: ATP binding; protein serine/threonine kinase activity. The transcript has 4 exons. The annotation marks the transcript as partial. Gene Ontology annotation, cellular component: autophagosome; cytoplasm.